AAAUGAAGAUUUAUUUGCGAUGAAAACGGAACUAUUUUCUCCAUUUAGCUGUAGGCCCUAGUAGGUGCUGGGCGCAACUGAUAGAGAAAGAAUUAUGCUAGGAGUAGUGUCCUCCGUUGGCUGUAUUCGUAGUGCUAGUGAUAGUGUAGGCUUCUAUCUUAGGCUUCUUAGAAAAGACUAGACGUAAGUGAUAGCCUGAGACUUACCGGGAGGAGGAUGACCAUUAGUCCUGGAUACUGAGCGGUGCGGUGAGCCCAAAGUGGCUUUCAUCUGGGAAAGAGAAGAAGCGGGCGCCGGGGGACAUACAAGCCACGAUCGGUGUCAACGUCGACUCAGUAAAAUACGUAGGUCUGGCUGUCAACGGCCUAACCCAGGGAUAUGGCUAUGCACAGGGAAGAAAGAAAGUCUACUUAACAGUCGUUGCAUGCCGCGUGGCAUUGGAAAUGCACUCGAUUUUUUUGUCUGCAGCUUACACUUCUCAACGAUACCCCCGCGCUGAAUCUUCACUACAUCAGUGCCCACUCUUUUGAAGACCGGACCUUGCAUCUGGACUGGAAAUCAGGCGCCGCUUUCGCUUUUUUUCAACGAAAAGAAGAUAAAAGAUGCAUAGAUAGUACGCGCUCAGUAACGACACGCCAACGAAUUUACAACCGAUCUUCUAGUAUAGUUGCAUCAGAAGUAUUGCGACGAGAACGAACAGGUUGGGAUAAAAAGUAGUUGCACAAUAAUCGUCACUAAGGACGCAGACCACUGCUGCGAAUUAUCCAGGAAAGCGAAAAGAUAAACGAGGUGAUACGCGGAACGACACUUAGAGUUAGGAGGUUAAAAGUUAUUCACCGAUACGCAAUUUUCAGCUCAAUCAACGACCAUCUUCCUGCGUCAGUGACUAGCAGUUCUUAGAGCAGUACUACAGCGGAGAAGAAGGCGAUAACCCCUGUCAACUGCUUCGUAACUGCUGCUUUCUCUCGGGUCAUUCUUGUACUGUUGUAUAUCAGUAACACAACGAGGACAACUACGACUAAAACUACAAGUCGUAUCACUCAGAGUCGAUGAUGCUCUUCCCGAUCGGAAGGCAAUGCCGGUACUCUCUUUGAAUGAGGAUGCGGGUAACGCUUGUGCACAGUUUUUGCAGAUAAUCGACGAGCGCAGUAAGCAGGCAGGAAGUAUCCUCGCAUUCGUGUCCUGCGACGUAGACGCUAUCUGUGCGUACUUCUAAUUUGUUAUAAGUAUUUACUUUGACGGCUUGAUUUUCUUUAGUCAGAGUUGCAAUACAACUUGUUUGAACUCUGAAGAUGAUAGUAGGAAUACCUACUUGAAGAUAAGUCAACAACAUCGAGUGGAAAACUUCUUGUUUCACUUCCAUGAAUCACCUACUCCCGCUCCCAGGUAUAAAAUCCUUGAAGAGAUAUGUCGCGUGAGGUCGAUUUCAGUGAGCUCGGCUCCCGCAACAGAUUGGGAGUCCGUGAAAGAACAUGUAGAAAAGUUCGAAGAAGACGAUCUAGAUGUUCCAGGUUUAGUGGUGCUCCUAGGAUGCGGAGGCAUGCAAAACCUGCCAGAGUUUCUGUACAACACAAAAAUACGGAGAACGACGAAACUCGUUUGUACCUCUUGUUAAACUUAGACUUUAUGUUGCUUCUUCAUUCAAUGCCUGUAGUUCUUGGCUCUGCUCUCGCGCUUACCAGUUACUUUAUGUUGCAGCUUGAUGCUUGUUAUUGAUGUUUUUUUUGACUACUUGUCGCCUGCAUCAAGCUUGUUGCUAUGGAGUUCAUCAUGGUAACAAGUUACUUGAUUCAAUGAGCACGUGGUUCCUCCUAGUCGCAUUAGCAUGAGAAAACAUACUGAUACCACAAUUAGCAUGAGAAACCUCUAUUUCCUCACUCCACAACUCAUCCUUAGCUAAGUCCGCCAGGUCUAGACUCACAGCGCCCUCUUCUGUGGCAAAAUGUAGCGACACAGAACGAGGUAUAUGUCUUUGAGGACGACCCAGAUCCCCGAACAAAGUAUUCGGAGAUCAACACGACAACAGACGAAGAGCUCGAAGAAGAGGAGGAUGUUUUAGAUGUUACGAUUUGUAGAUUCAUCAUGAUCUUGAGCUUGAUGGGUUCUUGUAAUAUAAAUUAGAAUUAGUUGUACGUGUACUUGUAGAAUUAGAAGCAAGUGCAAGGAGAAAGAGAACUACGGAUACAAGUCAUCUAUUAUCCUAGUUGGUUGAGAAUCACAUCAACAGAGACGAGGAUCGGCUUUUUCAUGAGAAUUACACAUUUGUGGGAGGUACUUAUCAUGACUGUUUCCUACAUCAUCUAAGGCCAAGGACAAUGAUGGGGGUGGACGACCACUAAAGAGGAGAAGAUUUGAGAGUCAGCAGGAACAGCCUGAGGACUACUACAAAGUAGCCUGGCAUGCAACCCCAUGUGCUGUUACGAUGUACUUUCUAACUUUCUUGAUCGAAUUGUUUAUGAGUGCUUGUGCUGGUGGAAUGAACUGAAAACAAGUAGAACAAGAAACUCCGCUCCUCAGACCACUGCAACUUAUUACCUCUUCCUCACACUAACUAUUCAUACAGGUUAAAACUAGCUCGUGGUCUUGAAGUGGUUGAUAAAGACCUGCUAUGGCUGGCUGCAGUAGGCGGCACAGCACAGCGGGAAUUUAGUUAUGCGCAUGAGGGACAUUGCGAUAGGCAGUUACAGUUUUUGCAGGAAGUGGGGGAGAGCGAAGAUGUCAUACGACCGAAAAUGUUUGGAAUAUUGACGCCGGAGAAUGAAGCAAGAGCAGCGCGAACAGCGCCUAGCACGGGAAUAGCGCGCGAUAAAAAGAAUUUGAGAUAUGAAGACGACAUACAGGCUUUCUUGUAUAGGCACCAAAGCCUCAUGACGGCAAUGAGCUUGACUUCGCUUGUUCACGGAAGAAUGCGCUUGAGCAAAGAUGGGACGAUGCAUCUAAAACAGUUCUUCUCGGAGAGCGGGGUAUAUCUCGUCCACAUAACAACUAGUACUCUUCUAAAAAAUUUGAGAAUAAUAUUUGGUACGCUAAGAAAUUUAGAUCAUGAACAUGAUCGACUUCGACAGGUCCUUAAUUAUUCUUUUUUUUCCGUAAUCUACUUCCUCGACUGACAUCAAUUGUGGACACCAACAUCCAACCCCACACCAUCCUAAUUCAGGUGAACCCUUCCGAAAGCCAACAACUCUCCUCUGCCAUGCCCUUUCACGUGAAGAGCAAACUAGUCAGGAAGUUCAAAGAGAACGAGAGGCGGCAUAACAUCGAAGGCUUGGUAGGCAAGGCUUUUGUAAGGCAUUUCCAUCGACUUCAUGGCCAACAUCAGAGUUUAGCACUACACGAACUCUCGGCAGCAGAUACGAUACACAUCGCCACUGCCUUGCUUGAAGAUGGUAUUGAUUGAGGAUGAGGUGCUGGGUGACGUCUACCUCUACCUGUUACAUCCUAAACUAGUAAUCAAAUCCGCCACGCGCACGAUCUUACAACCCACUUGCACUUGUCCUCCAUAUAACAAACCCACAGGCGUAUCUCUCGGAGUAGAAUCUAUAAAAGACAAUCCCGACUACGACCCAGCUACGAGAAAAGGCGAAAUUAAUAGGACGAUCAAGGUGAACAUGCGUAAAAAUUGGGCUAAAUGCUACGACUCACUCGCCUUCAUGGAUUGCGAACUACUCAAAAACGGUCUCAAUUUCGCGCUACAGAUCCAGCAGGAGAUCGAACAGAAGGCGAAGAUGCUGAUACAAGAGCGGAAAGUGAUAACGUAUCUUAAGACACGCGACAGUGCAUCCUCAAAACCAUCCUUGCAAGCGUCCUUUUCAAAGAGGAAAAGAAGCAGCCAAGGAUGUUGUGCCUCUCUCUCGAGGAGGAUAGCUUCCACGAAGUAGUUCUAAGUAUCGCGCCGUUUUUAAGUGGGCGAAGUUCAAUAUAGGAGGGUCAGAUCUUUUUCGGCGGCCGAGUAUUGUGCGGAGAUUAGCUGUGUGGCUCAUGGAAAUAACAUACAAACACGCUUUGAAGAAGAGCCACAAAACGCUGCCCCACUUGAUCAUUGCGCAAGACGAUGCAAGGGAAACGUACCUUGACUUCUGCCGAGCUAGAUUCUUUAGAUGCAACAAGAUCAUAUGCUUGGAUGCUUGUAGUUGAUUUCUUGCGUGCGUACCCAGUACAAUCUUCACAACAAGAAGGUGAACUACUUCUAUCAUUUUUGAUUUGCAUGCACAUGCUCCUCCUGUAUUUCCCUCCUGUAUGCUUACCCCAUCUCGACAAGCGUCAGGUCUCUCUGCGUGGGUGUGAUUCCGUACCAAGAUAAAGGGGAACGGAAUAUGUUUGCGCAUCGCUUUGGCUUAAGGCUGUGUACACCCAAUCAGUAGUUCUAACUAUCUGAAAGACGUCUACUAGGGGAAAACAAAACACUAUUAAUCAUACCUCCCACCAAGAAGAUUGAGUUACUGCACCCAGUCGUGGUCCCAGAAGAGGACUAUCUCGCUUCUUCUAAUCCAAGCAGCAGCUCAUGCGGCCGGCAAUAAUAUCAGCAUCAAACACGACUUUUGGGAUCCGAACAUUGUUGAGAUUGCCACAAAAGACUGGCUCAAAUUUUGGAAGGGUCUUACUUCGUCUACCUAGUGGUCCGUUUUAGUUUUCACGCGGUGCAGUCUAGGACCACGGCAGGAUGUAGGAAAUGUUAUCCGAUGCGUGGCUCAAGCGCACGCCCGUCGACGUCGCACGACUGGGUAGAAUUGAAUUUACUUAUAAUAAACAUCAUCAUCUACAACACGAGGGACACAAGAGCUCCCGUUCCGUAUCAUUAGAUCACCGAAAUUGACAUUAAAUCUGUCUUUCCACUUUCACUUACAAAUAUUGAAUCUGGGGUUUUCGCAAUCUUCAUUGCUACAAGUUAACAAACUUCGUACAAAAUAGUCAAUCUCAAUUCUCACGUGUGUUUGCUCGAGUGCGGGUACUUACUUCGAAAUAAGUACUACAUGUUUUUGUUUUUGUUUAUCUCUUUGUUCACGUUCAGCGUCACCUUCACCAGUCUCAGAAAACGCGUUACGAUCGUCGACAACGUUUGGAUGGAGAAAGGAUAUCGAUCAAUCAUCCUUGGGAAAAUGAUAUUACCCAGCCUUCGGAAAAUAACAGUCAGCACUUCAGUUUUUUUUUUCAGGUAGAUGAUUGAAUGAAUGAAUUACAACGAUUUUCGGAAUUUAUGUUGAAACAUAGUUUCAGAAAUAUCUUCAUCGCCGCGGCAA
Messenger RNA from Amoebophrya sp. A25, 5237 nucleotides. The record is from the annotation of a GenBank genome assembly. NCBI's taxonomy places the organism in Eukaryota, Dinophyceae, Syndiniales, Amoebophryaceae.